CCCAUUGGAAAUAAAGUGAGGAGAAAGAAAAGAGAAAUGUGACCGAGAUGGGGCAGUUGGCAGAGGAAGGAAGCUGAUAAAAAAAAAUGAGAGAGAGAACAAAGAAAUCGCGACCAAGAGAACAAACUGUGGAGGCAGCUUUACUUUUUGGGCUGUGGAAAAAACUUCCAGGGCAUCUCAGUCCCUGGAAUAACAGGGAGCAGUCUGCAUUGUUGCAAAGGGCUUGCAAAAGGAGCAAAUAAUCUUGUGGCUGCUGCCCAUACUGAAGGGAAAAAGGGAUUCUGUGAGCAAGAGCAAGGAGGAAACUGCCUGCCGGAGACUGCAACAUUUCUGUAGCAAAGUGUGCUCCAAAGUUCUCUCCAGGAUCCCCUGGGCUGCAGCUCUUGGUGGGGAGAACCCCCACCCAGGAAGGUUGCCCUAGCUCUCCCCCCUUGCCCCUCCCACGCAUGCUUUGGGAUUAUAGGUCAUUUUUGAACAAACAACAAAACUAGCGGAUUUCAGAGUGAAAUUCCGGAGGAAAUUUAAAGAGCAUCCGGAUCCGGAGAAAAAGAGAGAGAGAAAGAGGAAGGAAAAUAUAAAUAAAAACGUGGAGUGAAUCUAAGGCAACCAAAGAAGGGACGAGGAGAAAGAAACUGACACUGACGUGGAGAUGGGGAAAUGAAUCACUGAGGAGACCAAACCAAGAUCUAGGAAGCUGCUGGAAGACUGAUGCAUACUAACUUCACUAUCUAAUAGUCUGUCCAGCCGUUACUAACCAAUGUCAACAACUAGGAUGUAUCAGCUCGAAUUCAAGUUCACCCGCUCAGGCUCCUGUCUGCAAUGGCCAGUGCCUGAGGUUUUAAAGGAAUUCCGAAAAAGACCUCGAGCCCUAAUGCACCUGGCCUAUUGUGUCACAGAGACAAAUGCCUUCCUGCUGUGCUCAAGUCAUGUCCUGAAGCCUGAGAGCUGGGUUUAGCUUGUAUAUUACUGGUCAUAAAAUCCAGCCCUGGCUUGUGGCGCGCCAGCCUUCUGCAGCAGCUGAUUCCAUGCUCUGGCUGUGGGAGCAGCCGAUCUUCAGCACUCGGGCCCACGUUUUUCAGAUCGACCCGGCCACGAAGCGGAACUGGAUCCCUGCCAGUAAACACGCCCUGACUGUCUCUUACUUCUACGAUGCCACGCGCAACGUGUACCGGAUCAUCAGCGUGGGUGGCACCAAGGCCAUCAUCAACAGCACCAUCACCCCCAACAUGACCUUCACAAAAACUUCCCAGAAGUUUGGACAAUGGGCAGACAGCCGAGCCAACACAGUAUACGGGCUGGGCUUUGCCUCGGAGCAGCACCUCUCCCAGUUUGCGGAGAAGUUCCAGGAGGUGAAAGAAGCAGCCCGUUUGGCAAGGGAAAAAUCACAGGAUAAAACGGAGCUGACCAAUCCUGCCCUGAACAUUACGUCUCACCAGGUGCUGCCCAGCACCGUCAUCAGCUCCAAUGGGCCGGGAGACGAUAAGCUGUUCCGGAGCCAGAGCGCCGACGUCGAGAUAACAACGGAGAAGGAGCGGCUGAAGAAGAUGCUCUCCGAAGGCUCGGUGCCCGAGGUUCAGUGGGAAGCUGAAUUCUUCACCCUCCAGGACAACAACAACAAGCUGGUGGCUGCCCUUCAGGAAGCCAACGCCAGCGUGGAGCAGUGGAAGAAGCAGCUGGCUGCGUACCAGGAGGAGACAGAGACGCUGCGGCUGCGGGUGGCUGAACUGGAGCUGCAGAGAGCCCACGAUUCCUCCAGUGAGGGCAGCAAGGAGGAGCUGAACCAGACGCUGGAGGAGCUGGAGCUGCUGAUCAAGGCUAAAGACGAGGAAAUUCAGCAGCUGAAGAGCCAGAAGAGCAGCCAGUGGGAGACGGAGGGGGAGCGCGAGGAAAUGCUGCAGAAGCUGCAGGAGCUGGAGGGACGCAACGCGGAGCUGGAGCGACGUUUGCAUGUGGCUGAGCAAACCCUGGCCGAGCAGCUGGCCGAGAGGGAGAAGAUGCAGGGCGAAGUCACCAAGGUGGGCGAGCUAAUGGAUGUGAAGAUAUUUGAGCUCAGUGAGCUCCGGCAGGGACUUGCCAAGCUGGUGGAAAGCAACUGAGCAGCCCUGGCCACAGAGACACCUUCCGGGAGGGGCAGAGCCCAGCUGGGGUCAGUCGCAAACUGCAGCAGGGCCGUGGAAUUGGGACCUGGGCGGGGUCCAGCCACAAACCAACAGCCGCCUGCAACUGUGUGUGGAGACUGGCCAGAGCUGCCUGCUGUCCAUUGAGGGCAGACGUGGUGCCAGUGGGCAGCUGAACUGUGGGGGGUUUCCACCCAAGGAGUGUCCAUGAGUCAUGUCCAGACCUCUCUGGAUCCUGCCCGGCGGCGUGGCCCAGAGGUGGCAGGGUCUCCCCAUGCUGCUCAGUGACACUACUCUCCUGGCCUCACUCACUAACGCAUUUCCCUGACAUCUUUACAGAAGGAAACACUCCUAUUCUAGAGACAGGGCUCACCUGCCUGCCCAUUCUUCAGUAGUUUUUAUAGGGAACCGCUUGCUUCUUGUGAACCAAACUGCCUGGCUCCUCCUUCCCAGCCCCAGGAGGCGAUGGCCCAUCACACCAUGGGUGGUAGCUGCUCCUUCUCCCCCUUCCCAACCGUACUCAUGUCCCAUCUUUUUAAUAGACUCUGAUCACUUUUUAUUCACUGUCAGGGGCUUCCAGGACCCCCAGGGGCAGGAACAGCUCCUCACCUGGCCCCAUUCCUCUGUGGCUGCCUGGUCACACCCUCCAGAGGGGAAUAAGUUGCAGGAUUUCAAGAUGUUUUUUAUUUUAAGGCAGUGGGUUUUCGUACCUUCCAAAGCUGCUUUAAGCUGGGAGGAGCAGGCAGUGCUGUGGAGAUUAGGGUUUGAGAAACGGGAUAGCUUUGGGGGGGGGGGAGGGCAUCUGUCCUGGCUCCAAGGGCUGUCACUCACCUGAGUUAAAUGCAGCAAAUCCCAGGUGCUCUUGUUGCCUCUUGGAAAGCAUGGUCCAGGGAUAUAGCAGGCCACACGAGCCACAUGGCCUCUGGAGGGUGCAGGCCCCCAUGCUAUGCUCCACCUUGAGCUGCACAGCUGGAUGCAGCUAGGACGCUGGCUGUUUGGAGCACAUUGGGCCUGGGCUCCCUAGGGGCUGCGGGACAUUUGCGGGUCCUUAUGGAUGUUGCCAAAUGAUGUAAAUCCAACAAGGCCUGUAGGAGGAAGGGCUGUUACACCCCUCCACCCCCACCACCCUGGGCCCUGUGGAGCCCACUAGUUGCGUAGUAGCAUGUUUAGCCUGUGUCUAAUGAGGAAGCAGCGUGUGUAGACGUAGCCGGUUACCCAGAGGGUCCAGGGCCGGAUCUGUUUUUUAUUUUUCUCCUUGCUGCCGUAGGUGUAGUGUAGACAGACGUAAUAACUGGAGAAUGUUUCCAUGGACUUGUAAAGAUGCUGCAGAAUCUGCCUAAAACUCCAGCAACCCCAGCAGCCAAAUCCUGCCUUCUGCCCACAGGGUCAGAUCCUCUGUCUGCGUGUACCUGGGUGAAAAGCGUAACUCAGGUGGGGCUGAGCCGCCUCUCGCUCACGCCCCCAGCACGAGAAGAGGUUUCAGUGUGAAGCUGAUGUGAAGGGAAGUGAUUGCUCUGAUUUCAGUGGAUCUGCCAUUGCACCUAACUGCCUCAGGGCUCCCUUGAACCCCAGCCCCUGAAUACCCCUGUGUAACUGAGACAGGUAUUUGGCCUGUUGCUUUCCGUAAGGGCAGGAGCAAGCGCCAGGGAGAUCCUGAAGUAGGUGUCUAGGUUAGGCUGGCCCCCAACCUCUCUUUCAAAGCUUAGGAGUUGUGGGGAAAUGUAGAUUUCUGAACCUGCGCAGCCAGGAGAAUUUUUUUGCAUGAGCUGCUCCCACGCCUGUGUGGGGGCUAGAGCUAGCUGUAACGUGUGCCGCCCGCAGGGUGUUCACUGUGUGUGGGGGGGAGACAAGAAUGGCCGGGGGUACAUGCAGCCCUGGGUUCCGGGUCCGGAGGCAACCGUGGCCCCCUUGGAAAAUAAGAGAUCAGCCGCAGGAAAGGUGCAUUCACUCUGGUUCCGCUACCGGCGCUUGGUUAAGGAGGCAUCUCCCCUGCACGUUGUCAGCCACUCACCCACCCCCGGGUCCUGUCUGUGUCUCACACCACAUGCAAACGACCAGGAGAAGGGGCAUGUUAAAGGGGCGGGGUCUGACUUCCCACCACUAUGUCCUCCAUGUCUCCCCACCCAGCCUCUCGCUACCGUGUGGCCGGUGGCGAGAUGGGAGUUGCCCAGCAAUCGGGGCCGGCUGAACCGGCUUGAGCAACAUCCCAGGCUGAGUCAGCUCCCUCAAGCUGAAAGACGGGGAGGUGCCGAGUGGAGCAGGACUGAUUCUGAGUGGGAAUGGAGCUGACACAAGCCACAGCAUGGCGCUCAGCUGAGACUGCAGCUCUGCCCGGUUCCUACCUGCCUUGCCCACCUGUGCGCUUGCUAGCCCAGACUUGUUGCUGGCAGCAGCACUGUCAUUAGCCAGGGUUUGUAAUGACCCUUUACAUCUCGCAAGCACAGCCCCAGUCACUCCCGGUGUAACGCCCUCAGCCCUCCAGCAGAGGCUAAUUUGGCUCAUUGACUGACUGAAGUCGGGAGUGUGGCAGGGGCUCCACUCACGCAGUGAUGUUACAAACACACGGACAGGAGCCAUGUGCAUGGCAAACCCUGAGCUCCAGCCUGCACUUGGCCUAGCUUUCCCCACCAACCACGGCGCAGGAGUCAUUUGUCUCAGGGUCACACUCCAGCCAGGACCUGAUUGGCUCUGGCCUGCUUCCCUUGGCCGCAGCUGCUGCUGCUUUCCUUCCUUCUGUCCUGUAGAGACGCAGCGCCAUGCACUGAGUCACCGCUCCUCCGCAUCCAGCUGUGUCACGGGGAGCCAGGACACUGAACAGCUGGGCAUGGUGAGUCAUGGCCAAGGAGCUGACCGAAGGCAGGAAGGGGCAGGCUCUGCCCUGUCUGCCUGCGAGGGGACGGGAGAAUAGGGCCCUAGAACUUGUUAGCUUGCUGAUUUAAAACCAUGUGAUGUUAAGGCUGGGCCCUGAACCAACCAAAUCUAUUCUGGGGGCCGAGUCCCCAUUGUACCACCAUACCCCCGCAGGAGCCUGAGGCUCUCAGACACCGAGGCUCCAGUUUAAACGAGGCAGGUUAACAGAAAACCCCUCAUGCUCCAUGUAAGGACACACCCUACGCUCCUCGACUGCCAGGAGCUGAUGGGGCACAGCCCCUAGUCAUGACCCAGCAGCAAGACGAUGAUCCCAUGAAAGGCAGGCCACCAACAUGCAAACAUGCAUGGUUUGAUUGAAUGCUGCUCCUCCGGGGCUGACAGGGCAGAGGGCAAUGGGGCAGGGCAUGGCGCCCCUCCUGGGGUUAGCCAGCUCAUCUCCAUCUGAUCUCAUUGAGUGGGCAAUGCCUGGCCCUGGUUUGGAGGUCUGAGCAGAGUCGGAGGCGCGGUGCUUCUCCAGCAUCUCACUGCCUGGCGAAGGCACCUCUUCUGGUGCGGCAUUGCCCAAGAGCAGCUGGCUACACCCAGGGUCCCAGCACAAGUCCCUGCCAAGCCUGGCUCAGCCCCACGACUGCCGCAGCAGCCAUGCUGCAGUGGGCGAGGCUCCGGGCUGGCAUGUGAUGCUGAAACAGCACCAGCCCCACCUGCCUUCCAAGAACUCUACACUGCUGGUGCCACGUCCAGCAAUCCAAUCCAGGACGUAGCACCGCCGCCCGGGUGCAACCGGGGCUCCCGCCACACAGACCAGACCAGGGCAGUGGGCUGGGGCUUGUUGGAGUGGGGUGUUCCCUCCACACUGCUCACUGCGGGGUGUCCCCUCUGGGCUGGUGGGGAGCAGAAAGCCCUGAGCUGCAGCUGUUAGAAAGAGUUCAGUGGGUUUCCACACGACCAGCGUACAUUUUGGCCAUGACAUCACGACUCACUUCCUCACCUGCUCCUGGGGACACCCCUGCCUUGCAGACCCAGCGACCCAGCCUGCAAGCUGCAAGUCCCCUGUGGGACGGACCUGUCAGCAUCCAGGUGGGGCAGGCCUGGGACCGCACUGCCCCCAGAGAAAUGAGCAACCCCAGGGUGCCAAUUCUCCCUUGCUGUGACACUUGUGAGGGUGGUGCCGUCGCCCCAGGCAUGAGCAUGGCCCAGCAUACAUGCCCCAUGAACCGAUUUACUUCCUCUCAAUCUAAUUCUCUAGCCGUGGACGCCUCUGGCUGAGUUGCCCAACUGCCUCCUCACUAGGGCACGUCCGCAGCCUGUGCUCCUGCCCUUGUCUGCCUCGGGGCCAGCAGGGUUUUGGGGGGCGGCGGGGGGCAUGCGGCACACUGUACAGUCGACCUUGGCCAGCCUGUGCUAUGCCACUCUGCCCUCCAGUUGUUCAGGACCCAGCAAGAGCGCAAGCCAGUUUCCGUUAUGCUCUCAUUUCCCCACGGGUGCUAUUUGCAAUUGCCAGAGUAAUCUGGAAGAGCAGCUUUUCAAUCUGCUCUGCCCUGUCGCCCCUAUUCAUUAAAAGCCUUUUACCGAGGCGGUGGAGGGCCAGCACGGGCUGGAUGACUCUGGAGGGCCCCUCCCUUUGCAAUCCUCGGCUCUUCCAAGCCAACAAACCCCAUUUAUCACCAGCUAGUUCCAGAAAGGCCCUAAAUCCAGAGGAGGCAGCCGCAUGGCAGCUGGGUGCAGCAAAGCACAGCGUGGCUCCACCCCACUCAAAUGAAGCACUGACUCCGGGAUCUGUUAAGACAGCCCACUCCUAACACCAACCCACACUUCCCAGGCCCGGGAAGCGCUCCCAUUUCAGCACCCACGAGAAACCCGAGGGGGUUCCCCCAGACUUCCGUCUCCAUCACUUUAAAAUCACUUCCUUAUGCAAACAGCAGCCGGUGAACUGCAACGCGGCUGCUUUUAUUGUUGCUUCUCUCGCCCACUGGCAAUUCUUGUCAAGCAGCCCAAUAACAGGGGCUUUGCUGCUGACUGCAGAUAACUCAGUGCGUUUGAUGCAUCUGCCGGCAAAUGGGCUUCUUAAUUAUUUAGGAGGCAAUGCAUGUAAAGCACAGCCUGAGCAGUGAUUGGGGCGGGGGGGGGGGGGCUGUUUGUAUGUGAGAUUAGCCUAGGCAAAAACAAUCUUCAAGGUCUUCACACCUAAAGAUCGGUGCUGGGCUUCCCCCAGGUAAUUCACUGAGCAGCUCCCACUGAAUAUGGGGAGGUUUGGAUACCAGAUUCCCCACAAAGUCCCAGUCUUGGGCAGCUGCCUGUUUUUCAGAUCUCCCACUGGGUUCUGAGGUGCUAGGUUUGGAGCCCUUCCCUCCCCGCCCCCAUCCCAGCUCACCCGCCUGUAAGAGUUCUGGGUGAAGCGGUUACAUUUGUGAAACAAAGAGCCGCUGUGUGAUUCGUCUUUCUGAGACAUGGUUGUGCAGCCGCAAAGGGCAGUGGAGGGGAGAGCAGCCGCUUCAAGAAGUCAAACGCGCCCAGACGAGCGGCUGGCAGGUGGUUUGCUGAUGCCCCACAUUCUGAAUUCUCUCUCAGUCUGACCUUACCCUCGUUUUAAGAUGUGUUCAGAGGAAGGCCACAGUCCCCCAAGGCUCCUCCAGCCCUGUUGUCCAUGCGUCAGGAUUGUAAGUGUGUCAGUUCCAGCUCUGUGUAACACUCUCCCCUUGCACAAGCAUCUCACGACUAGCAGGUUGCUGGGUCAGAUGUGCUGCAGUUGGGAGUCUUGGUCGCUGCCCUGAAGCGAUGCACAGUGCGAGUCUCUCUUGCCCAUCUGCUUGGGUGCAGGAAUCAAUACAGAGAAGCCUUCUGGCCUGUGUGAUACAGGAGGUCAGACUAGGUGAUUGAAAUGGUCCCUUCUGGCCUCAGAAUCUACACCUGGCCUAGCCCGAGGGACAUCCGGUUUGUCACUCUGGGGAACAGCAAGCAGGAACCCUCAGCAAAAGGACAUUUCCCCACUGGAGCACAUCCUACAGCAAUGUCAAUGCAGCGUGCCCACGGUGCACACACAGCCUGGGCACCUCAGUCUGGCACUGCAGCUGGCCACAGCUCAGAAUAGCGGACACGACUCCUAACCGCUCCGCCACUGACUCAUUCUGCAACCGUGGGCGAGUCGUUUAAUCCUCUCUAGGCUUCACUUCCCCAAGCUGUACAAAGGGGCUAAUCGUCCCCCAGGGGCACUGUGGCAUGCUUGGUGAUCCGCAAGGGACAUGGCUCUGGCCGGGCACAAGUGUCAGAACACCUCACCCAUGAAUGUGAUUUACCAGAAGGAACAAAAGGUUUAUGUUCCCAGCAAUGCCCUGCACCCGUGAGCAGGCAAUGACCCAGCCUAGCAAUCCCAUUGCAUAGGCCCUUGUGGCACAAAUCCUUUAGCAGCUCCAUGUUGGGCCUGCAUUAGUGUGACCAUGGGAUGCUCCGAUUGAAUCCUGGAAUCAGGUGAGGGGACCCAGCUGGGAUUAACCUGCCAAGGGAGCUGCAGCUGGGUGACUGAUGGUGACCCAGCCCCCUCCCCCGUCAGGGCUGGAGAGAUCAGCUUCUCUGCCUCUGAGGACCUGGGUUAUUUUUAGUUUUGGAGCUGGUCUGUUUACACUUCACAGCUAGGGGGAAAGUUCCCAGUUUAAAGCCUCCGCCCUCCCCCUCCCUCCCCAGGAGGACAAUGGGCUGAGAGGAGGCAGUUAAAUGUGCAUAUUGGAAAAUGUUCAGAUACACACAAUAAAAGCAGAGCCUCCGGCGAGGUUUGCCAUCCCCUUUCCCGCA
Messenger RNA from Chelonia mydas (Green sea turtle), 8774 nucleotides. It is a transcript of the gene HOMER3, whose product is annotated as homer scaffold protein 3. The transcript is spliced from 11 exons. Gene Ontology annotation, biological process: G protein-coupled glutamate receptor signaling pathway; regulation of store-operated calcium entry. NCBI's taxonomy places the organism in Eukaryota, Metazoa, Chordata, Testudines, Cheloniidae. The record is from RefSeq and is a predicted model, not a curated record. The coding region runs from base 1026 to 2096 and encodes 356 amino acids. Gene Ontology annotation, molecular function: G protein-coupled glutamate receptor binding. Gene Ontology annotation, cellular component: postsynaptic density; plasma membrane; cytoplasm.